GUCCGUGCUCAUCCAACACGCGACGCCCAGCCACCCCGCGCCUCCCGCCUCGACACUCGAGCCACCUUCUCCGUCGACAAUACCCCCCUCCUCACUACUCGUCUCAAUCCGCUCACUCCGUUCUCCUCCAACACGCUCUCUACUUCCCGCGUCGUCUCUUCGCCGGUCCUCCUCAGACGCCUCCGUGGCUCCCCCUCCUUCUCCCCUCUGCGCCUCCCCUUUCCUUUACUCCCACAUCCGCCAACCUCGCGCCCACCAUGUCCACCGCCGACCCAUCCAACCCCAUUACCAGCGUCAACCCCAUUACCUCGGUGUCUCCCGGGUACCAGGCGCCGGGGAUCUACACGAACCAGGCGUUGCUGACGCGCCUGAACCUCGACCUCCGGGGGCGCAUGUUCCCCGUUGAGCGCGAGACCCUUAUGCUCCUGCCCGAGAGCGUGCUCCUCGGCCUCUUUCCCCAGGGCCUGAUUCUGUCAAAGCCUGCGUCUUGGGAUGGUGGGGAUGACGGCGUCUUCACCGUUGACUUCGACCCGGACUGCUUCCAGUACAUCCUUGAUUUCUGGGCAGACGCGCAGGCCUCGUUCUACGGCACGCCCACCUCGCCUGGCCUCUUCCACGCGCAGCAGAACAUUCCCUCAUCGCCCAGCGACCCAAACUCGGACGUGAACCAGAACCCACUCCUCACGAAGCAAGCAAUCAUUGUACUCCGCGAAGAGCUCGAGUACUUUAGCAUCACGAAGCCGGGCGCUCUCGCGCGCGUUGACGCACAUGAGCAGGCGAACGACGAGCUGCGCGCACUCAAGCGUGCCGCAGGCGAGGCGCUCGCGUCCAAGCGCCAGAUCUUUACCGCUCUCCAGCGCAACGUCAACAAGGAGAACAACCAGGCCGAGCAGCACCUGAUCGACAUGUUGUGCAUGAGCGGCUUCAACCGCGACGACGAGUGGGGUUACCGUGCAUGCGAGCCCACGCGUAAUGUCAUCAGCUCGAUGGCGCUGGUUUUGCUGAAGACGGGUAUCAUUCACCCUGGCCAGCCCGGCGCUCCCGCCGACAUCACCACGCCCAUAAUCGACGACAAGCAGAUGGGCACUGCGCAGAAGCUUCUCUUGUUCUGGCGCAAGCCUGCGCGCAAGUGCUGGUGGGACGGCGUCGAGGUCGAGGUCCCCGAGUCGACGAUGUCGGACAAGACGAUGCCAGUCAAGGUCUGGGCGCGGCGUGUGUGGACCCUCGAGUUGUCUCUUAUCUAGGCGUGUUGUAAUGUGUAUAUCUGGCCUAAUCCGUCUCGUCGCCAUGCAUCGUUUGAUACCCGGCGGUGUGGGGGUGUAGUCUGCGG
Cutaneotrichosporon oleaginosum is the source of this 1330-nucleotide messenger RNA. NCBI's taxonomy places the organism in Eukaryota, Fungi, Basidiomycota, Tremellomycetes, Trichosporonales, Trichosporonaceae. The record is from RefSeq and is a predicted model, not a curated record.